UCAGCUGCCAGGGGCUCGGCGCGCGCGCCGAGGCCGUGGUGGCCGAGCUGGCAGACGCCCGCGCUCGGCUGCGCGAGGGCAAGGCGUCUCCAGAGGAGGAGAGACAGCGGCUGGCCAGAGCUUCCUGAACUGCGUAGAGACCGCCGCAAACGAGCUCGGGGUCAGCGCUGCGGACCGCGGCUACCGGCGCUCGUUCACGGCCAACUACCGCGCGCUCUUCCCGGACGCCGCGCGCAGGUACCGUAUGGACCUGUUGGAGGCCAGCGCCGACCACAGCGUGGCAAUCUGGGUCAACGGCGACAAGUUCGAGCUGAGUGGGGAGGCCGUCGGCCACGCAGAGCAGCUGCAGCUUGACUGGGCGUCCCUGCAGGAGCUCCUCGAUCGGUGGCCUGCGCCAGCGGUGCAGCUGGCGCACGCGCUGUGCCAGGACGUGGCAUCCGUGCUGGAGAAGCUGGACGCUGCAUGGGCGAGGUUCGAGCAGAGCUAUGUUUCAGAGCUCAUUGCCAUAGAGGGCCGGGCGCGCAAGCUCCUCGAGACCGCGGUGCAGCAAGAGCGCCGCGUCCGGCACAGUCAUCAGCAAAAGCGGCAAGAGGCGCAGCGUGAAUUGGCUGCCACCGUCGCGAAGAUCAACGCAGUUGCAAACUGCAGGCGGAAAGGCCGCGAUGAUCUCGACCCUGAUAUAUUGUUCCGCGCACAGGAUGUGCUGCGGGAUGCCAAACACGCCAGCGGCCCUGGCAAGCAGGCAGCGCGCUUGCUGGCAGCGGAGGUGGUCGACUCAUUCGAGGCCGUGAGCAAGUACUUCCGGGAGGUCGGCCGGUGCAUGGAGCGCGUCGACCCGCACCUUUGCAACAAUGCGGGCUUGGUGUCGCGGCUCGUCGACUGGGAAGAGAGCUGGGAGAUGGGCGCCCGCUUCGUCCGUGACCCUGCGGUUCUCGGCGGCGUCUGUGACCUCGUGAGCGAGCUCACCGAGGUGGCGAGCCUCGUGCCAGGCUUCUCGGCAAUGAUCAGCAGCUGCGAGGCGGAGCUCUUCAUGGUGCUGCCCCGCCUCGUCUGCCUGGGCUUCGCGGCCAGGCCCGCGGCGCCGCGGGCGGCGCUGCUGCGGGAGCUCCUGCGGCACCGCUGGGUCGAGCAGGAGGGGUGCCUCCAGAUGGGCCCGGAGCUGCGCAGUCUGGCGCAGGACCUCGGACUACCACGCGACCGCCAGGGCCCUCUGCGCCGCCCCCGGCGGCUGCAGCGGCGGCGAGGGCUGCCGCGAGUGCGCCUCCGCCCGGGAGGCGCUGGUCGCCCGGGCGGUGGCCGGGCCCGGCGACCCGGCCGGGGGGCCCGCGGGCGAGGGACACGCCGCCGCGGUCGAGGUGCUGAUGCGGACGGUGGAGGGCUGGAGCCUGGAGCUGCAGCGGCACUGUCCCGAGGACUGGAACCAGUGCAGCGCCGUGCUCGUUCGCUGCCUCGCAGAGCAGGAGCAGGAGAGCGGUGA
Prorocentrum cordatum is the source of this 1477-nucleotide messenger RNA. The record is from the annotation of a GenBank genome assembly. NCBI's taxonomy places the organism in Eukaryota, Dinophyceae, Prorocentrales, Prorocentraceae.